GCCAUAGCAACGGGACGCCAUGGGCCUGGACUACUACGCCGUGUUGGAGCUGGACCGCGGGGCCACCGCCGACGACAUCAAGAAGGCCUACCGGAGGCUGGCCCUGCUGUACCACCCCCUGAAAUGCAAGGAGCAAUGGGGACCCUCGAGGUUCCGGCAGCUGGCAGAGGCCUACGAUGUGCUCAGCGACCCCAUGAAGAAAGGCAUCUACGACAAGUUUGGAGAAGAGGGGCUCAAGGGGGGCAUCCCCCUGGAGCUGGCCAGCGACAACCCCUGGAGCGUGGGAUACGUGUUCCACAACAACCCCGAGAGAACCUUCAAGGAGUUCUUUGGGGGGGACAACCCCUUUGCAGAAUUCUUUGCUGAGGAUGGCUCGGAGGUGCUCCUGCCCUUCGGAGGGCCCCGGGGCCGGGGGGCGCUCCGGCAGGACCCCCCCAUCGUCCGGGACCUCUACGUGUCCCUCGAGGAUCUGUUCCACGGCUGCACCAAGAAGAUCAAGAUCUCCCGCAGGUUCUGGAGCCACCAUGGACUACAAUCCCAUCCUUUCCCUGUUCUCUGCUGGCUUGUGCCGGGGGAUUGGAGCAGUCCUGACCCUCCCCAGGUGAUGAACGAGGACGGCCAGACCAGCACCAUCAGGGAUAAGAUCCUGACCAUCGACGUGCAGCCGGGAUGGAAGCGCGGCACCAGGAUCACCUUUGAGAAGGAAGGAGACCAGGGCCCCAACGUCAUUCCAGCCGACAUCAUCUUUGUUGUCCAAGAGAAGCUUCACUCAAGGUUUAAAAGAGUCGACAACAACCUCAUUUACGUCGCCUCAAUCCCGCUGGGAAAGGCACUGACGGGAUGCACCCUGGAUGUGUGGACGCUGGAUGGGAGGCUGCUCAACAUCCCCAUCAACGACAUCGUGGACCCCAGGUACUGCAAGGUGGUUCCCGGGGAGGGAAUGCCACUGCCCCAGGACCCCGAGCAGAAGGGGGAUCUCCUCAUCUACUUCAACAUCUGCUUCCCCAAGAGCCUCAGCCCCGAGCUGAAAACCCUCCUGAAAGACGCCCUGGUGCCCGAGGAGCACUGACCUUCCCCCUCUCCUCCCUGAACACCUCCCUGCUGCAGCUCAAUAAAGUCCAUUUUGGUGUUC
Molecule: messenger RNA, 1132 nt
Organism: Myiozetetes cayanensis
Lineage: Eukaryota; Metazoa; Chordata; Aves; Passeriformes; Tyrannidae
Gene: DNAJB13
Product: DnaJ heat shock protein family (Hsp40) member B13
Exons: 8
Coding region: 20-1069 (349 amino acids)
Cellular component (GO): cytosol
Molecular function (GO): protein-folding chaperone binding
Source: RefSeq, a predicted model, not a curated record